CUCAACACACGCCGUCUCAGAAUGUCGUCAAAAGCUGGGGUCUAUGUUCUGCUGUCGGUGCUCCAGUUUCACAGCGCCCUGUGCUUUACUAGCCCCAAGCGGGCCUGGCAACUCGGGGAUAAGGCCGGGGCCUAUGAAGUGGAGUCAAACGCAGAUGCUGUACACCCUAAACUGACUGAUCCGAUAAUGGUAGGAUCCGGUCACCCCUCUCUUACUUACAAGGCCUUCAGUUUUGAUGGAACCGAUGACUACGUUAAGGUCUUGAUGAACAAUGCGGACCAGUUCAAAAAGUUCUCGAUAUUCAUGCUUGUGUAUCCGACAACAACGUCGGGGACACUCGUCCAUUACAGAUACACUUCAGGGGGAACGGAUGGGAUUGACGAGAUUGUCAUCAGCAUCGACAGUGGUCAAGUUAAAUUUAAAACGCUUUAUAACAGUAACGACUGGACUUUCACUCACCCUACAAGCAUCACUUUGGAUGCGUGGCACAGUGUUGUGUACAAGAGGGAUAUGGACAGUGGGACGAUUCAUCUUGACCUUGACGGUAGCUCCAGUACCCACAAUGCAGCUCCAAAAGACACAGUUGAAUAUCUUGGCACCCCAGGAGAACUAUGGCUGGGGAAGAAUAUUGACAGCGGUAACUUCUUCACGGGGAAAAUAACGUGUGUUGUGUUCUAUGACGACCUUUUUCCAGAUACUGCAAAAUCGGAGGCGUACAGUAAAUGCAAUGGACUUACCUCAUCCUCAGGUAAGCCACAGAUUCUAUAG
This is a messenger RNA of Haliotis rubra (blacklip abalone), 768 nucleotides long. RefSeq lists its product as uncharacterized. The transcript is spliced from 2 exons. Bases 22 to 768 code for a protein of 248 amino acids. The record is from RefSeq and is a predicted model, not a curated record. Lineage: Eukaryota; Metazoa; Mollusca; Gastropoda; Lepetellida; Haliotidae.